Sceloporus undulatus (fence lizard) is the source of this 5631-nucleotide messenger RNA. It is a transcript of the gene ADPRHL1, whose product is annotated as ADP-ribosylhydrolase like 1. The record is from RefSeq and is a predicted model, not a curated record. The transcript has 8 exons. The coding region runs from base 294 to 5351 and encodes 1685 amino acids. NCBI's taxonomy places the organism in Eukaryota, Metazoa, Chordata, Lepidosauria, Squamata, Phrynosomatidae. Gene Ontology annotation, molecular function: ADP-ribosylarginine-[protein] hydrolase activity; magnesium ion binding. Gene Ontology annotation, biological process: protein de-ADP-ribosylation.
GAUUUUUGCUACUUGCAUAUACUAGUGUGCUGGGCACUUUGUGAGCUUGCCCCUUAAAAGUAAGUUAGAAAAUUCUUGGAUGGACUAACAACUUUUACUCCUUUAUUGGAUGUCCGACAAGUGGCAUCUGCAAAGCCUGAAAAGGAAAGUCUUGCCUUAUAGGGAGUGCUCUGUACAAUGACACAAUGGCUCUAAUAUAAAGUGUUGCUUGACCUGAGCUUGAAAGCAAAGGAACAAAGAAACUCCCAAGUGACUAUUCUGAAGACCAAAUAGAACUGAAAAAUCAUCCCACCAUGGACAAAUUUAAGGCUGCUAUGUUGCUCGCAGGGGUAGGGGAUGCUCUGGGCUAUCGAAAUUUCACACAGGAAAACAAUGCUUUGGGUGCAAAGAUCCAAGGAGAACUCAAAGAAAUUGGAGGACUUGAGAACCUGGUCAUGUCCUCUGACAAAUGGCCCGUAAGUGACAAUACUCUCAUGCAUAUGGCUACAGCGGAAGCUCUCAUCACAGAUUACUGGUGUCUAGAAGACCUGUAUCGGGAACUUGUAAAACGUUAUGUUGAUAUGAUUGAGAAACUUCCUGGGAGACGGUCUGACCCUGCUACAAUUGAAGGCUGCUCACAACUGAAGCCGGACAACUAUCUCCUAGCUUGGCACACACCAUUUAAUGAGAAAGGUUCAGGAUUUGGAGCUGCCACAAAAGCUAUGUGCUUGGGAAUGAAAUACUGGAAGCCUGAGAGGCUGGAAACUCUCAUUGAAGUGAGCAUUGAAGUUGGGCGCAUGACUCACAAUCAUCCUACAGGGUUUUUGGGAUCAUUUUGCACAGCUCUGUUUGUUUCAUAUGCAAUACAAGGAAAGCCACUGGUACAGUGGGGAAGAGAAAUGAUGAAGGUUGUCCCGAUGGCUGAAGAAUAUUGCAAAAAGACCAUAAGGCACAUGGCAGAAUAUCAGGAGCAUUGGUUUUACUUUGAAGCAAAAUGGCAAUUUUAUUUGGAAGAAAGAGAAAUUAAUGAAGAAAACCAGAAUAAGCCUCACUUUCCUGACAAUUAUGAUGCAGAAGAAAGAGAAAAGACCUACAGGAGAUGGAGUUCAGAAGGUCGUGGAGGAAGGAGAGGUCAUGAUGCUCCUAUGAUUGCAUAUGAUGCUCUCUUAGGAUGUGGUACUGAUUGGACAGAGCUUUGCAACCGAGCAAUGUUCCAUGGCGGUGAGAGUGCAGCUACUGGAGCUAUUGCUGGCUGUUUGUAUGGAUUGCUUUAUGGCCUUAGCAAAGUUCCUAAAGGCUUGUACCAGGAUCUGGAACAAAGGGAGAGACUAGAAUACCUGGGGGAGACUAUUUUUCAACUUUCUUCAGAGGAAAACAGAAACAAAGGUACAAAGUUGAGCAGUGAUAAGGAGCUGAUUGAUCCCAUAGCACUGAAGAAGAAGCUCAGUAAGAUGUCAACAGAACUUGGUGCAUUUGCUGUCCUCAGCAGCCUUCUGGUAUACCUCACAGAGCUUGUAUCAAGCCACCCACAAAUUGAGAGCAAGAAAGCUAAGUGGAAAGAAAGCCUAGUAAACAAGGUGAAUGUAAAGCGGGAAUUCCAGAGUGCACACAGUGGCAUCCGCCCCACAAAAUUUCAACUUCUGCAGUCAAGAUUCUUGAACAAUAAUCGUGAGCAUUAUAGAAAGAAGCCGAAGGAGGUUGGCAAGCUAAUUAUUAAAGAAAAGCAGACUUCAAAUAGAAAUGGGUUAAACUCCACCGCAUACAAGCUAGACAGAAGCUCUUUAAAAGAAGAUGAAAGCCCAAGAAUAACCCUCCAAGAAAAACCCAAAUGGGUCAGCUGUUGUGGAAAAAAUACUGUGAAGAAUGUUCUGAAGAAAUUCUUAGCUGCUGAGGAAAAAGCUGCUAGAGAGAAGCAACCAACACCAAAAAAGGAGGCGCCAAACAAUAACCUGCCCAAAAUAGUCAAUAAAAACUCUGUCUUGUCCAAGCUGAAAGAAAAAUUUGAGCAAACCAGUAAUGUUUGUUCUGCUAUCAAUGUGAAAGCUUUCCUACCAUGCAAAGUUGGAAAAAAGAACAAAAGUGGCCCAGAGAAAAAAAACAUUUGCCAAGCCAAAGUCAGAGUGCUGGAGAUGGAUCUGAGGACAGCAACAAAUAUUGAUAGCCUUCAGCCUCAACAUUUGGUGUGUAUAACUGCCCCCAUGCCUAAAUUCUGUGUUGCUACUGAAAUUAGCCAUCCUUGGAGUUGGGCAACAAAUGCCAAGUCUACCACUCAGCUCUCUGGUCAUAACCCUGAAGUGAAAGGAACAAAGGACACUCAGAAUACACAUGAUAUUCAGCUUGAUGAGAACAAGAUACCAAGGAACAUGUUACCAGAAGGACAACAAAAAGAACUGUUGCAAAUCAAGAGACAUGAAAUGCCUAUGGAUGUGACUGACCAAAAGGGCAUUUUUGAGGCUGACGUAAUGCUAGGUGCUAAUCAAGACAGCGUUCCAGCUUCACAAGAAAGUGUGCCCCUUGUAGGCCCCUUUCCAACCCCACCUAGAAACAGCUUAGACCACAAAGAUAUGGUUCCACCAUUAGCAGACAAUGCAUUUUCUAGCUCUAGGAAUGAAAAUGAACCACAAUCCAUUAGCAAAGAAAAUGUCCCUAUUACCUGCCUCACAUCUAGUCCAGCUGAAGGGGUUAGUGCACACAGUCACCAGGAAAUUAAUGAGAUUCCUGGCAUACCAGAGGGCACACAUAGGUCAAAGGAGACAGAAAUAGAAUUAACAGAGCCCAUAAAAGAUCAUCCCCUUGCUGGCCAAAAGUGUUUUCCUGAAGAGAAAGUGCUGGAAAAUAUUUCACCAUUUCAGUCUCUUGCAGCUCAGGCAUCUUAUAACAGAGAGUCUGCUGCCAUUGACCUGCAAUCAAGAAUUGAACCAGCAGCUGUUGACAAAAUGCCUCAAGUAAAGCCAAGACAGAAGGAUAUGAAAGGUCUGAAGAGCAAAUUUCCUGAUACAGUUCAGAACAAAGAAAAACAGUCUGAUAAAGAAGAAAUAUGUUCUAAUGCUACCAAUAGUGACGGUGCAAGUCAAGCCAAACAAGUGGAUCCAAAAGCAGUAAAAAAUCAAGAAAAGGUUUCUGACCAAAGUGAGCCUUUUCCCCAGAAGCCAAUGAGCCAAGAAAAUAGCCCAGAUACCUCCAGUCAAAUCAUACCAAAAGAGCCUGUGAAUCAGGCAUGCAAAGCUCCCACUUUUAAUAAUAGCCAUAAAGAGAAUAAUGAUGAAAAGGGAGGCUAUAUUCACCACAACUUUGAAAAACAUCAAACUCCUUUACCUGGCGUUUUUAAAAAAUCCAGCUGUGUUACAACUGUAGAGAAUAUUGACAAAGAUAAAUUUUGUUCAGGUAAUACAAUAACAAAUCCAGAGCCCAGUCGUGAGAAAGAAAAGAUUACGGUGACUCACUUAGACACGUCCCAAAAUCUGUUAAAAGAACUUAUUAGCCAUGAAAUUCAUGAAUUGGUGGAAAUUCCUGGAUAUUUUUCAGAAAAAUUUAAUUUAUCCUCAUCAGACCAUUCAAUCAAACUUGAGAACAGCAUUGCAGAAGUCAACAGCCCUUGUUGUAGUGACCUUCAAACACCUUUUCUGAAAGAACUAUCAGAAAAUGAAAGCUGUAUUCAGGGAGACAGUGUGGCUAGUCCCAAUUCUGAGAAACAUCAUCCACCUUCUCUAAGUGAAAUGCAAAUGUGUGAGGAUACACCUGGACAAGAUGAAAAAACAACAUGCGGUUUUCACAGUGAUUUAAUCAAGAGCAAAAAUAGUGCUGCACAAAACAAAGAUAUCUUGCCAAGGAUAUCUGAGAAGAAGUAUCAACCAACCUCAACGAGGGAGCUAAAGAAAAAUGAAGUCAGCCCUACCGGAGGGGCAAACUCCAUGCACAAUGUGGAGAAACAAGAAAUGUCCCUGGCAAAUAAAACUGGAGAGCAAGAAAAACCGCAAGUGAUGGUGGAGGAAGAGAAAUCUGGAAAAAACAGUUUCCCUUCCCAAAAUGAAACAGUACUACAGGGAAUCAGUGCAGCAGAAAAACGAAAUACACCAAAAGGAGUCCAAAGCCUAAUGCCAUCCCCUGUCAACAAAAGGGGACAAGAGGUCAAGAAGACAGAGGGGAAAAAAUAUCUGGUGGAUGGUAAGAAGGCAGUGCAUAACUCCAAGGUAGCUGAAGAUUUGAUAAAAAGUGACCUUACAAAAGAUGGUGGAGGCAAAAUAGAAAAGACUGCCAUGCAGACACAUUACGUAACUCCACCGAAGCAUAAAGCUAGCUAUCCAGGACUGUUGCAUUCCACAGAUAACUCAACAUAUCAAACCUCAUCAAUAAAUUUAGUAAAACAUGAUGGUAGUAAUGGUGAUGUUGCAACAGGAAACAAAACUACUGUGAAAGACCCACAGUCUUCACACCAGGAGCCAAUGAAAAAUGAUACUAAUGCCCAAGGGAAAAAUCCCCAGGAUGUGCCAUCUGAUGAUAAAUGGAAGCCUGAAAUUAAAACAGGGAAGACAAGGGAGAAGAGUAGUAUGUCAGGACAAAAUGCAUUACCUUUUAAAAAUGCAACAUUGAAGAGUAAAAAGAAUACUGGAAGAGAGGGGAGCACUUUGGGCCACUUGAAGAAAGAUAAAAUGCCAUCAUCAAAAGAACAGAAUACUGAGCUGAUGAAUCUUCCAGUAGAAAAAACACAGAAACCAUCCUCAAAUGAUUCAAGAAACCCCAGAAGUAUUACUAAAGAUGAGAAGCAGGCACUGGGCAAUUCCAAGAAGGGCCAGUUACCAUUAUCAGACGUCAAACCAGAGAGUCAUCAAAAUAGUUUCAUAGCGGGGAAACAGCAACAGCAGCCCCAAGCACCAAUGGAUUGCGUCAAUCCUAAAUCAAGCAUCAGAGAUGAAAAGCAUACACAUCAUAAUUCUGAGAAAUAUCUCCCACCUUCCUCAGAUGACCUGGAAAUGCAUGAAAGGAAUGCUAGCAGGAAGACUGGCUCCUCAAAGAAUGUUGACAAACAGAGAGCUCCUCAGUUGAGUCAGGAUAGGACAUCGCAGAAUGAAAAAACAGCUCAUGAGACUGAUGCAGCAAGCCCCCUCUUGCACUCUUCAAAUGAGACCCAUCCUACAGAACAGAGAGAAACACGGCAUAGUUAUGGCAAGUACAAAAUACUAUCAGCACAUGAUUUAUCAGGGCCAGAAAGUGGAGAGACUAAAAAAUGUGAGGCUGGUGUAGUAAAGGAGAGCAAUGCUAGAUUAGUAGGCUUAGAAAAAUACAAAGCAGAGAGUUAUAGUGAAGGAUCAGUAAAUUUGUCUUUUAAACCAAUGGUUAUUCGAGCGAUUGAUACAAUUAAGCUUGAUAACUAAUUUUUUUUUUACUAGAGAUACUUAGGUUUAUCAACCUUCAGUUACUGCUUCACUUCAGACAUUAAAAUUGUACUGAACAGUUUUUGUUUUCAUUGCAAUACUGAACAGUUUUGAAAUUCAAUCAUUGCUCAGAGGUGGUGGAAGUGUGUGUGUGUGAACACCAGGUGCGCUUCCUUAAUCAUAAUGGAAACGUGGCUCCCUCUAGCGUCCCUGAAUCGUCGCAAGGGGAGCGAAUUUCCUAUGAACGCAAACUUUGGAGUUUAUCGCACCUACCUUAUAA